AUGUCCUCUCCACCCUGGCUUCGCAGCCUCAAUCUCAUUGUCAGCACUCCCGAGAACGCGUUGAUUUGCACAUUGUGUCGACGAGCGUUACGCGUACAUCCGCGCCUCGUCCAGCAACAUCUUACCGAAGCCCACUCAAUUAGUGCUAGCCGGCAGACUCAAGUGCCUGACCUCGGGACUCUUCUCUUGACUGACAUUUCUGAGCUUUCCGCUCGCGCCGAUUUCUGCCCCGAGGACCCCAGCCUCACCACAACACCCGGGUUUGCGUGCGGACAUUGUUCCAGCCGGACCACCAGCCAACAACUUCUCAGGCGCCAUCUUUCUAGCCAGCAUAACAUCAAGCACCUCGACACCAUCGCCGACCGCGACUAUCGACCGGUUUCUCUUCAGCAGUGGACCACGUCAGGCUCAGCCGGGCGGCAAUACUGGAUUGUAUUGGCGAUUCCUCGCGCCGUUACACUCACUCCGUUACCGACUUAUCGUAAGCGAAAGCGUCCUCUCCCUCUGAGCCACCGCAAGUGUUGA
Capronia coronata CBS 617.96 is the source of this 525-nucleotide messenger RNA. RefSeq lists its product as uncharacterized. The record is from RefSeq and is a predicted model, not a curated record. Lineage: Eukaryota; Fungi; Ascomycota; Eurotiomycetes; Chaetothyriales; Herpotrichiellaceae. The coding region runs from base 1 to 525 and encodes 174 amino acids. The transcript has a single exon.